This is a messenger RNA of Monoraphidium neglectum, 804 nucleotides long. Its product is annotated as DnaJ-like protein. NCBI's taxonomy places the organism in Eukaryota, Viridiplantae, Chlorophyta, Chlorophyceae, Sphaeropleales, Selenastraceae. Bases 1 to 804 code for a protein of 267 amino acids. The record is from RefSeq and is a predicted model, not a curated record. The transcript has 5 exons.
AUGGACCGUGCAUUCGAGCGGGCCUUCACAAAGGUGCAUGCCGGCGUAGCAGCUGCCAUACCAGAUCCGGAGGCAAAGCAGGCCGCGAAGGUGCAGUCUGAGGAGGACCGACUGCGGCAGGAGACAGCGCCGAUCACCGCAGCUGACGCGGUGCAGCGCAUAGCACUAGCCUUCCGUGAUGGCGAUUACUUCAGGCUGCUGCAGCUGCCCAAGCCAGACGUGGACGAGCUGGGGCGACCAGUCUGGGGCUGCACAGACUCGGAUGUUUCGAAGGCGUACCGGCGGCUGUCCGUUUAUGUGCACCCCGACAAGGUUGCGGGCGACGCGGCGCGGAAGGCUUUUGAGCAGCUGAACCAGGCAUACCGGGAGCUGCGAGACCCCGGGAAGCUGGAGGAGCUGUUGAAACGUGCGGCGGUGGCGGCCAAGGGGGAGAAAGAGAAGCGCGAGGCGGCGGCCACAGUAGCAGAGCGUGUGGAGAUCAACGCACGCGCCACCGAAAAGAAGAAGGAGCUACGGAAACAGGAGCUGAGCAGCUUCCAAUCGGAGAUCAUGGCUCAGAUGCAGAAGCGGAAGGAAGAGGCGACGCGCAAGCGGCAGGCGGUCAGCAGCUACAGGCGGCGGGGAGACGGGGAAGAGGAGGAGGGGGCCUUGAAAUCAAAGCCGCCGGGCGGCGGCAGCAGCAGAGACGGCGGCAGCUUGAAAGCUGACGGCGGCGGCAGAGAGGGCGGCGGCAGCGGCAGCGAGGGUGAGGACGAGUGGCAGCGGCGCAAGAGCAGCAGCAAGCGGAAAAAGGUGUUCAUAUGA